Molecule: messenger RNA, 6265 nt
Organism: Thlaspi arvense
Lineage: Eukaryota; Viridiplantae; Streptophyta; Magnoliopsida; Brassicales; Brassicaceae
Source: the annotation of a GenBank genome assembly
UGAAAGUGAUGAUAAUGUUUGAACAACAACCUCGAAUUUCUCGCUUCUUUUUUGUUCUAAACGAAUUUUUAGUUAUGUAUUAAAAAAACGUAAAGUACUUUGGAUUCUGUUUCAACGAAAUCUAGGAGGAAAUUUGGUUGAAGUCGACUGGAGUUGAAAAGUUGUCGUUAUUCUCUCACGCCCGUCUUUUUGCUAUAGAAUCAGUGUGUCCACUCUUCUCCUCAACACACACACACACAAAGUUCGCCGGAGAAAAAAAAGAAAAGAGCAGGGAUUUAUGGCGACGAAAGAGAACGGUACUGAUGGGAAGAAAACGGGUCGGGUCAUCGACGGACCCACAAACCCGAUGGUCACGCCUCUGCUCAACGACCUUUACCAAUUCACCAUGGCUUACGCUUACUGGAAAGCCGACAAACAAUCCGAACGAUCUGUGUUUGAUUUGUAUUUUCGUAAGAACCCAUUUGGUGGAGAGUACACUAUCUUUGCUGGGUUAGAAGAAUGCAUCAAGUUCCUCGCUAAUUUCAAUCUGACUGACGAAGAGAUCGAUUUCGUUCGUGACUCGUUGCCUGGAUGUGAGGAAGCUUUCUGUGAUUAUCUUCGAGGGCUUGAUUGUUCUGACAUUGAAGUGUAUGCUAUUUCGGAAGGAUCAGUUGUUUUCCCCAAAGUUCCUUUACUCAGAAUCGAAGGUCCUGUUGCUGUUGUGCAAUUGUUGGAAACUCCGUUUCUCAAUCUCAUCAAUUACGCAUCUCUGGUUGCUACAAACGCAGCAAGGCAUCGGUUUGUCGCCGGAAAAUCUAAGCUUCUGCUUGAGUUUGGUGCUCGAAGAGCUCAGGGACCCGAUGGCGCAAUAAGCGCAUCAAAGUAUUGCUACCUUGGAGGUUUUGAUGCAACAAGGCAUGUCUCAGUCUUACUAGUCAAUGUUGCGGCGGGGAAAUUGUUUGGAAUACCGCUCCGUGGUACACAUUCACAUGCUUUUGUUAGCUCGUUCAUGAGUCUUGAUGAGAUUGUUGACAAAGCGCUUCGAAGCUCUGAUGGGAAAAGCAAUUGUGAAGAUUUUGUCACUUUGGUCCAAACAUGCCUAUCCAAGAUUCAGAACUCAUCUUCAUUAUGCGGGAUCUUCUCCGAGACGAACAAAAGCGAGCUCGCAGCGUUCACAUCCUACGCACUCGCAUUCCCUAGCGCCUUUCUUGCUCUUGUAGACACUUACGAUGUGAUGAAGAGUGGGAUUCCAAACUUCUGUGCUGUUGCUCUAGCGCUUAAUGAACUCGGAUACAAAGCAGUUGGUAUUAGACUAGAUUCAGGUGACUUAGCCUAUCUUUCCACUGAAGCUAGGAAAUUCUUUUGCGCCAUAGAGAGAGAGCUUAACGUGCCUGACUUCGGGAAGAUGAUCAUUACCGCUAGUAACGAUCUAAAUGAAGAGACAGUAGAUGCUUUGAAUAAACAGGGUCAUGAAGUGGAUGCCUUUGGAAUUGGAACCAACUUAGUGACUUGCUACGCGCAAGCGGCGUUAGGCUGUGUUUUCAAACUCGUGGAGAUAAAUAAUCAGCCUCGGAUCAAACUUUCUGAAGAUGUUACUAAGGUAUCGAUACCGUGUAAGAAACGUACGUACAGAUUAUUCGGAAAAGAAGGUUACCCUCUGGUUGAUAUUAUGACUGGGGAGAACGAACCACCUCCAAAGGUUGGUGAAAGGUUACUUUGUCGUCAUCCUUUCAAUGAGUCGAAAAGGGCUUAUGUGGUGCCACAACGCGUGGAAGAGCUUCUGAAAUGUUAUUGGCGUGGAAAUGCAGAUGAAGCUAGGGAAGAGCUAGAGCCAUUGAAAGAGAUAAGAAACCGUUGCAUCAAACAGCUGGAAAACAUGCGACCUGAUCAUAUGAGAAGAUUAAACCCUACUCCGUAUAAGGUUAGUGUCAGCGCCAAGUUGUAUGACUUCAUCCACUUCCUCUGGCUCAACGAAGCUCCUGUAGGCGAGCUGCACUGAGAAUUUACAAAUACUAGAGUUUUGUCGAGCUUGGGUCUGUGUAUACGAUAAAAAUAUAACAAUAGUAUCAGCUUCGCCACUUUCUUAGUUACGGAUCUCACGCUUUUUACAACAUCACGAUCUACAAAUAACUUGUACUCACCAACAUUCCUCAGAAUAAAAUACGGAAGUCUCUAUAUUUGCCAAAUGAAUUGCUUCAUAAUCAAAUGAAGCGGCAACAUCUUGAGGCUUUGUGUGUGUAUAGUUCCGGAAUAGUUAUUUUCUUUUACAGCCUGUGAUAUAUGAGGGAAUUGAUGCUUUGAUGCUCUUUGUUGAUUCUUGUUGGUUGAGAAUUUUGCUGUUUAUUACAAUACCCAAACAAGUACCCUAGAUAGAUACUUAGAAUACAAAAAAUUGCAGGAAGUACAGUAGAAGCAAAAUUCAGAAACAUCAUCAUCUUGAGGAACAAGGUCAUGUGAUUUUGCACUGGUGUCAUUCUGAGGAUGCCGGCCCAUUUAAUAAGUUUAAAUUGAUUGAUUUAGCUACUUAUGUCAUCAAAGUGCAUUUAUCUUUUUGGUCAUUGGUCCCAAGAGAACUCCACAGUUAAGGGUGUUUAUGCUGGAGAAGGACUAGGAUGGGUGACCUUUCGAGAAGUGAUUCUCAAAAACGUGUAAGUGAGGCCAAAACAUAAGAAAAAAUCAUGUGGUGAUUGCGGGUCAGUAAAUAAGUUGGUUGGAGUCCGGGAAAAAUAAUGCAUCGGCCGUGGGACAGAGGUGGGCGCAUGGGCCCGACCGGUAGGGACGGUCGGGAGUGUUACAAUGCAUCUCUGUGUUUCAAUGUUUGUCUCAGAUUUCAAGGUUCAUCAAGCUGAAGAACCUCCAAGAGUAAGGAACACCCCGCAUUCCUUUAUCUCUCUUCUUCCGCCCAUAUGUGACCAGAACCUGAACUCAAAAACAAGCUCGGUGGAAGUCACCUCCACUGCUUCAACCUCGAAUAUGUACAGAUGCUUCUCCAAAACUGGACCUUCUGUAUAUUUACCAAAUUCACCGAGAGCAUUCUGUGUCGGCGUGUUGCUGUAAUAAAUAAAUCCUCCUCCUCCCGCUUGGUUUAAGUUAUCUUCAAAUACGACGCAAGCCUUAAAUGUGGUUGAUGUGCCAAGAGGCAUUUGAUUCAACUUCACUGUUACAGAACUCCCAGAAGAUCGGUAAGGGAAGCACUCAGGCACUUCUCCGCCUGGUAAGACUGCAAAUCCAUUAGUCAGUGUCUGGAUGAUGAGAUCUCUCGCUUCUUGAUUCAGUUUGCAGCAGUUAGCGAAGUCGAGACGACGAAUAUCCAGAUUGGGAAAGGAGCAAUCUAGUCUCUCCAGGGACUCGCAGUUUUCUGCAUAGAGCUGUACUAAUGAAUACGGAAGCUGAGGGAGUGAUACCAGCUUCUUCAUUCCUCUUAGUAUAAGUCGACGCAGACGAGACAUUCUCCCGAUCCUUGGACCAAGUGAAGGCGCUUCUUUGAUUGCAUCUCCACUUAGCUUGUGGUAGUCUUGGACGCUUGUGGAACUCUCAGGAUAAAUUUUUAACAUGGAGCAAUCUGAGAGAUCGAGUUCUUCCAGAGAUUCCAAGUUGAUGUUGGUCAGAUUUACUACCAGGUUUGAGCAUUCCUUUAAUUCCAAUUUCGACAACCUACAAAGGUUUCUCAUAGAGUAAGGGAGCUCCACCAGACUUGAGCAACCAUUGAGAGUCAGAUAUUGGAGAUUAACUGCAUUUCCAAUAGAAGAAGGGAGCUCCACCAGACUUUUGCAAUAGCUGAGUUCCAGUUCUUCGAGAUUAACUGCAUUUCCAAUACAGCAAGAGAGCUUCAUUAGACUUGAGCAACCACUAAGAUCCAGUUUUUUGCCAUUAACUGCAUUUCCAAUAGAGCAAGAGAACUUCACCAAACUUGAGCAAUGACGGAGAUCCAACUCACAUAGACUAGUGGCAGUGGAGAGAUCGGGGAGCUCUUUCAAGCUAUAAGAAUGACUCAAAUUCAUCCACUUGAGAUUUCUGAGCGGCUGAACCUCGUCCCACAAUUUCUCAAGCUCGCUAAACGGCAUGUCUAGUUUGACAAGUAACUUUGGAUGAAAACUAGAAGGCAAACAUGGCAUUCCGAACCCCGUCCAACUUAGAAAUCUAAGUUUUCUAGAUAUAUUGUUCAGACUCCGAGGAUUGAUGGCAUGUUCAUAGUCUUCGCCAGAUAUUUGUAAGAAACGGAGGUUAGAAAAUCUUUCAAAGGCUCUUUCACUUGUACAUAUUAUGUCCUCCUCGCUGUUGCUGUCCUUACUGAACCUGAGACUUAUUCCUACAACACUGCUAGUAUCGGCUUUAUCAUCACUAAGUACUUUUUCAAUAUCAUUUGCAUCAUCAUCCAAAAACUGGCGUUUCCCAGGCUCACUAACAGAUUGUUUCCUCACAAUUUCUCUUCCCAGUUGGAUUAGCAAUUCAUGCAUCUUUAUCCUUCCCGAAUCUAUCUCUAUGAGGGAUUUUUCAGCGAGGACGCGAAGCCCUAGUGUCACGUCCGGUAAACUAUCUGCAAGACAGCCUUCCACUGUUUCGACUGAUUUACGGUUGAAAAAGCAGGCUAUGUGAAGAAAUAAGUUUUUAUCUUCAUCAUGUAACGCAUCAAAACUGAACAUUAAAAUGCUCUCAAUAUCUCCGUCAAGGCGAAUCAUUAACCUUCGUAGUGCCUUUUCCCACUCUUGCUUGGACUUGGACAGCCCUCGAAAAUAGGAGCCCAUAAUCCUAAGCCCUAAUGGAAGUGCACCUGCAACUGCUGUAACUUCACGAGCAAGCUCCAUGAAACCAGCCUCGGGCUCCUUCUGACGAAAAGCAUACAUGCAGAACAUUUCAAGAGCCUCAUCAGUAGUUGGUAAAUCCACCUUGUAUAUAUGGUUGACCCCUCUUGCUUUUAAAAGUUUUUGAUCUUGUGUUGUGAUGAUAAUCCGACUCCCAUCACCAAACCAAGUUGUUUCUUUAGCCAUGGCUUCUAUCUGUACUAACUGGUCCACAUCAUCAAGGACGACGAGAACUUUCUUGUCUUUCAACCUGUCUUGGACAGUACCCAGAUGUGAAAUCACGAGAGCCUCCUCCUUGACUAAUUGAGACAUAAACUGCUUCUGUAGAUACAACUUGACACUGUAGUCAUCGGAACGAGCUGUUUUUGCAUGCUUUCUCUUGAUAUUGUCCAUAAAGAGACUCUGUUGGAAAUCUCUAGAGUGUCUGUUAAAUAGAGAUCUAGCAAUGGUGGUCUUACCAAUCCCAGGCGGACCCCAAAGCCCUAUUACCCUCACCUCCUCCGAAUCUAGCUGUAACAAUGGUUCCAUCUUUUUCAUAUGAGAUUCCAUCCCAACUAAGCCUUCGAAAUCACUUGAUGGCGAGGAAAUGUUCAACUUGUUCGAUACAUCAGUGGCGAUUAUUUUAAUCAUCUCGGCGUCAUUAUCCCUGAACAUGAAUGGUAGCCUGCGAUUUGGGCCACUUCCUUCAAAGCAUGUUCCCAUCUUCCGAUGUCCUCCUUUGUUUUACCUUUACAAGUUUCUCUAAAGACCUUCCCAAAAUCACCAGUCUGCUUCUUUACAUCAGACGGAUCCACUUUAUAGAAAAGGGCCAUCACUGUUUGACCCUCCUCGUCUCUGCACUUGAUGAUCUCCACUAGCUCGUUCAAGCACCAUGUCGAAGAAGCGUAUUUCUCCGAGAGCAAGACAAGCGCAACCCUUGAUUCUCUAAUAGCUCCUAUGAGCUCAGGGCCGAUCGACACACCCCUGUCCAUAUCAUUGUCAAUGAAAGGGCUGAUUCCUUUGCUUCUGAACAACUCGAUAAUGUGACUGAGAAGGAUCACGCGGACAUCUGCCCCAUGGAAGCUCACGAAGAGAUGGUGUUUCCCUUUGAGAGGCAAAGAAGACGGAUGAGACAAAAGAGAUAAAGAAGAAGCCACUGUUCCGUUUUCUUGAUGGGAUCUGAGUUUUUUGUUAAAAAACAAGAAAAUUAUUGAACCCAAAAGCGUGAAGAAGGUUAUUGCAGGAGCAGUAACAAAGUUGGUAAAGGAAAGAGAAGAAUCCAUUAGUAUGAUGGAGAGAGGAUCAGGAUAUCCGAGCUUCGUAAGAGAGGAUGAAGAAAUUAACAAAGAGGCUCCGUGUAUAUACUAACAGAGAACGUUGACUCCAUUGACUUCAUACGCAAGAAAGAAAGCUUCGGUGCCAAAUUUUCCACGCGAAAUUUUGUGGACAACAAAAUCGUUGGGCCUAAUCAUGAAAGAUGUUGGAACCUUGUGUUUUCUUCCAAG